AUGGGAGCGGGCGGAGGGCCAGGGGGACCUGGCGCAGGUCCAGCGAACAGUUUAGCUUUUUCAACGCAGCUUUCCAAGGAAUGCCUGAAGCAGUAUUUAAAGAAAUUUGACAGCGACGAAGUGGAGGUUUUGAAGAAAGUCUACAAAGCGCUCUCGGCGAGAAGUCCGGGACCAGGAAUCGACAAGGAGACUUUUCUCCAGUAUUUCCCUCUCCCAGGGUUGUGGGGCGAAAGGCUCUUCCAAAAAUUCGACUUCAAAGGGUCUGGGAGUGUGGACUACGAGGAGUUCUUGAUCGGCAUCGCCGUGUGCUGUCGAGGCACUAAGAGCGACCGGAUGUAUGUGCUCUUCCAAGUCUUUGACCUGAAUUCGGACGGUUACAUCCAGAAGAGUGAACUGGUGGCGAUGCUCUCCAACCUUCCGAAUCUGGACCGGUACAUGAGCAUCCGGAAGGCCCAGCAGGCCCACAGCGAAGGCAGCAACAGCGGAGAAGGCGUCUCGGGCAGAGACAAAGAAGAGGAACAGAACCUGUUUUCCCCUCAGCUCUCAGGGGCGGCACAAAACGGCGGGUCUGGCGCGGCCGAGACGCUUCCGCGCGCAGGGUUGCCUGCCGCUGGCGUGGGUUCUUCUCUCGCGAAUGUGGACGACGAAGAAGACGAAGAAGAGACAGGGUCUUGUGGAUCGAACUCGAUGCUUCCCGCCUCGCAGCCGGGCGCGUAUCCAGAAGCUGCGCUCGUCUGCGUCUCCGACUUUGUCCCUUCGCAGCACUGCAUGGCCCCUGGGUCGGGCCUCUCUGUGGACUCCACGAGCACGAACGGCGAGAGACCGAGAGAGCGCUUGAAGCCGUACGAGCCUCACCCGCUCCUCGCGCGGCUCGAGCAGGAGGCUUCGAGCAGCGAGGACGGCGACGGCCGAAGUUUCGACGAAGAGAGCAGUGGAGCGUCUUCCUACAGUUCGCUCUCGGACGUUUUCCAGUGUUUCUCGCCUCUUGACCACGCGUCGAGGAACCCUUCGCCGCCUCGCCGUGUCUCCAGCAACGCGGCGAGCUGUGCCUCUGCCGCGCAGCCCGGAGGCCCGACCGCGGUCGCGCCGGGGUCUGGAGCCCCAGCCCGGGAGCCCGCGGCUCAGGGCAGCACAGUCGGCAGCCCCACCGAGGGGGAGGCGCACCUGCCGGGCGCCAGCAAUCUGCGCCCCGGCCUCUCGAGUCCCCCCUCGACAGACUCGCUCGUUUCUGCGUCUUCACCGGCCGAAGGCUCGCCCGUGGUGGUCCUCCCGCCGGUCGACCGCCCAGCGGCAGCGGGUCCUGUAUCGGAGUUUCCUCUGCUGCAGCAGGCGUCGCCCCACGUGCGGCCGACGGCUUGGGACGAAGACAGUUCCGCGGGCUCAGCGAGCGGCGAUGCUGGCGCCAAGCAGACGGGGACUGGAGACGCCGCAGACAAGAGCGCGGUGGCGACAGCCCAGUGUCCGCGGACUCCCGGCGGCGCAGCCGAAAAAACUCCCAAGGCAGGGUCCAUUUCUCAGGCCAAGGGCGGGAUAACCAAGACCGCAAGUCGCUUCACCAGCGCGAUAAAGAGAACCUUCUCGACGCAGUCGUCUGUCCCAGGCGGCGCGUCGGAGUCGCCUCCGGCUGGGGGGUCCAGUGGAGGCGUCGGGGCGGGCAGUCGGCCGAUCUCGGUUCUCCCUUCUCGACAGUCUUCUGAGGCGUCUGUGGUGUGCUCCCAAGGCGGGAUAAGUCCGCUGGGCAGCACGCACGCAGCGCUGCCCCAGCCGGGGGUGGCCGGGACUCCGGCCUCGGCGGCCUCGGUCCCCGCUCCCUCUCCGCCGCAAGUGCCCCCCGUGGUCGUUCGCGUGGCGUCUCCGAAGGCCGAGGACCAGGAGGAGGGGCGACGAACGGACAGGACAGAAGGAUGUGGCGGCGACGGCACGGGGGACGCGGCGCAGAAAGCCUUUACGGCAGGCGCAGUCAGACGGUCCGGUUCCCUCGAAGAGGCCGCAGGACAGGGCGCCGGCGGGAUGCUCGAAGUGCCGCCGGCCGCGCAGCUCGCGAAGGCUCCCACGAAGAGUGCGAUGCUCCUCCAGGCGGAAAAAGACAAGACUCGGCAAGAGCAGGCGAAAAAGAAUCCGUCGCCUGUGGCCCAGAGCCUCAUCAAAGAGGAGAAGGAGGAAAACGAGCAGAAAGACGUCUUGGACGUCGAAGGGAUCGUGGACAAAAUCAUUGAAGAGUGCGAGUUCUUCGAGCACGGGAAACUGAGCUUUCCAGAGUUCAAAACGUGGCUAGAGAGGAACGAGGGCAUUCUGUCCAUGUUCACGGAGUGCCUGCAUGAGGAGGUCUGGGGCCUGCAAGGCAACGCGCUGUACCGCAGCACAGGUGUCCCGAACCGCCCCAGCCGAUUGACCGCUGCAGGGCUCCAAGGCAUGUUCAAGGACUCUUUGGGGUCGGGCCGCGAAGGAGGCACAGGCAAGGGUUUCCGCCGCAGCAAGUUGUUGUCUUCGCGAACUUCUUCGUUUUCUUCUCGGGGCAUUGGCAAAGCUGGUUCUCCCUCCUCGUCCCGCGUUGGCGGCUUCGGCUAUUCGGCAAGUAGCGAUUUGAUUGUGAACAUGCAGCACUUUCAAAAGGUGAAGCAUCUCUUCACCAAUCCUGCCCACUCGUCUCCGCGGCGACCCGCUGUUGACCUCGACCCCGCGCCACCCGCGGCGCAAUCACGUCCCGCGUCUUCUCCGCAGGCUCAAGCGAAUGUGGCCGCCGGCAGUCCUGGAACGGCAACUGCGGCCGGAGCCUCGCUCGCUGCGGGCGGGCCGGCCGCUCGCGCCUCUGGGGGUUCUGGAGCCCAACCCACUGGGCCAGGCUCAGAAGGCACGCCGCCGUCGGGGGCCCCUUCAGGCGUCCCCCCGCCUGCGUCUACUCCGACGGCAGCCCCAGCUCUCGGAGUUGGAGGCGUGGCGCCCGCAGGCGCCACGCCUCGUGUCCCCUCACUGGAGCCGGCAGCCUCCCAGGGUUCCCGUCAGCACCCACCGAGUGUCGGCACGGGGACAUCUGCCAGUGUGACGAGUCUGGGUGCGGGCCCAGUGGCAGACAGCACUGUCUCCGUUCCGCCGUCUCCCUCGGUGACGGCUGUGGCGACUGCAGCCGCAGCCCAAGUGACGGCCCUACCGGCUUCAAGCGGGGGCGUGGAGCCCAACCAGCAGCAGGUCCAAGUCUCAGUCUCCGUUGUCAUUGCGGGUGGGGCUGGGUGUGAAGCGCAACCAGGGCAGACCUCAUUCGCGAUUGGGUCUUCAGCAGCCGCCCCUCCAGGCGUUCUGGGGGUCACUGAGGCUGCGGCGGUGGCGUCGGUCGCUGAGGCUCCGAGCGGAGUCCCGACCGCGGUCGGAGGCCCUAUCUCGGAAGCCCAAGGCGGGUCCGCAGCAGGGGCGACGGCGCCUUCCAUAACGCUUCAAAUCACGACGGCGCUCGAUCCAGCCACCGCCGGAGCGGCCGCAGGCGCGGUCGCGGCGGCCGCAACGGCCGCAGCUGCGGCGAUUGUGGAGGAGACACGGUCGGGAGGCGUGGCUGAUUUGCCCGUGACGCACAUGGCGACGGCGACGGCCGUUCAGGGGCCCCCAGACAGUGGGGCGUCCGCCGGUGGGGGUGCACUGGGUGACGAAAAGGCUGCAUUGUCGGUGAUAGGCGAGGAAGGCGAGCGGGAGGCGUCGGGGACGCGGGAAUCUCGCGUCGACGACGUCUACGAGAGAAUUGCGGGGUAUCGGCACUGGGAGCAGUCCCGCAUGUCGCCGCAGCUAGCAGUCGAUAUCGUCAGCAAGGAGUUGGUUGAUUUCAUUCGUUCGUCCCAUCAGUCCCUUCAUACCGUGGAGCUGCCUCGCGACUUGCGGGUUCCCUCGGGCCAGCCCGGCUCGUUGGGGGCCGGAAGUGCCCAGGCUCUGUCCUCGCCCUCCGAAGCUGCCUCGCGCGCGGGAGCCGCUGCAGGCGGCGCGCGGGAAGGCCUUCGGCAGUCGGAUUUGUCGGCGCUUCCACGCGCGCACGACGACUCGCUCGCGUGUUCCGGCCAGUCCCCCAAAGACCUAUACAGCUGUCCGAACUGCUGCAACCCGCUGCUCCUGUGUCCCUACUGCCACAGCCGGUAUCCGCAGCUCACGCUGUUUGAGGGUCGCGUGGUCAUGGAGUGUCGGCAGUGCGGCGGACUGGGCGGGUCCGGCGCGCUGGCGGAACCUCCCGCGGGAGCGCAGCCGGGGUGUGCGAAUCCCGGCGAGAGAAGUGGAGCCGCCGGGUCGCCAGCGGCCUCGAGCUGCAGCGGUCCAGGCGCGGCCGGGAGGCCCGCGCCAGGGCCUGAGGAAGACCGCGUCGAAGCCGGGAUUUGCGUGGGCGGAAGUCGCCGGGUUUUCACCCGCUGCUGGCACUGUGGCUGGGAACUCAGCAAGUGCGCGGAAAUGCUAAAAGGCAAUAGUGAGGCGGCGAUCGACGGCGUCCUCUACAAAAAGGGAAAACACCUUCAUCAGUGGCAGGCGAGGUACUACGUCCUCGUAGACAACAUGCUCUACUACUAUCGGCGAAAGGGCGACGCCAAGCCACGCGGCUUCAUGUUCCUCGAGGGCUGCUACGUGGAGCUUCUCUCCGACCAGUUGGGGGGUCGCCAGUACGGCUUCGCCAUUGUGCACCCCAAGGGCGAAACUGUGAGCAAGCGACUGCUCUUCGCCAACUCUGCAAAGGAACAGCGCGAAUGGGUUGACGCCCUCCGCGUGGCCACGAAGCAGCAAGCGCUCGAGCAGCUGUAUCAAGUGGGGGAGCAGCUGGGGCACGGGAAGUUCUCGAUUGUGUACAAAGGAAUCCACCGAGAGACGAACGAGCUGUACGCGAUCAAAGUGAUUGACAAGGGGAAAAUCAACGGCCACGAGCGAGAGUUGUUGCGAAGCGAGAUGGCGAUUCUCCGCCUUCUCAAUCACCCAAAUGUCAUCUACAUGAAGGAAUUGCUAGACACGAAAGAGACGCUGUACAUCGUCAUGGAGCUUGUAAGAGGCGGCGAACUCUUCGACCUCAUCCAACAGAAUCACCGACUUCCCGAACUCCACGUCAACCGAAUCAUCAGCCAGCUCCUUAGCACGGUGUACUACCUGCACAAGUGCGGCAUCGUGCACCGGGAUUUGAAGCCGGAAAACAUUCUCCUGACGGACCGGACGCCGAAUGCAACCAUCAAGCUCACCGACUUUGGUCUCUCGACUCUUUGUGCUCCGAAUGAGGUCCUUCAUCAGCCGUGCGGCACUCUCGCAUAUGUAGCACCUGAGGUGCUGACCAUGGAAGGCUACAACCACCAAGUUGACGUCUGGUCCAUAGGCGUGAUCAUGUAUCUUCUUCUCCGAGGCCGUCUCCCUUUCCCAAUCAACCAGGCAUUUGGGCACCCGAGCUUCUACGAAAGCACCCCGGUCUCUUUCGACGGGCCGGUGUGGCGAGAAAUUAGCAGUAGCGCGAAGGACCUCAUCGUACGCAUGCUGCAGCCGAACCCCCGACGCCGAAUCACUGUCGCCGAGGCUCUCCAGCACAUCUGGAUCAAAAAUCCGGCUGCGGUGGUGAACAAUGGAUCCAAGAAUAUUGAAGUCUACAUCAGCCAGUUGGAUGAAGUUCGACACUCAGGGCGCUACGGCGAAGACAGAACGAUGGCGCGUUGCUCAGAAGUGCCGACGUUUACGAUCCCGAAAAGCGCUCCGAAGUCUCUCCACAAUCACGUGGCGUCUGUCUCUGCGGCUCCUCCCUCCGCGACGCUGCGACCGCCGGUUUCUCAACCCCCUUCGUCAGCGGUACCGGCGUCUCCCUCACAAUCUCUUGCGGGGACCCAGCCAGCUCGGGCGCUUCCCGCGUCUCCUCCCGCCUCUUCUCUUCCUACGCCUAUUGGACGCGUUGCGGAAUCCACCCCACUGUCGACUGUCUCCGCGGCGGCGCCUGGAGGGGCCCUCUGCGGAUCCGGCAGCGGAAGCGUCGCAGUUGCAGGAGCCCAAGCCGCGACCGCGGCUUCCGCCGCCCCAUCGGCAAGUUGGGAAGCAGGAGAUGCGGGGACGGCUGAAGCUGCGGCCACCGUGUCGCCUCCGUCUCCGGUUGGCCUUGCGGGGAAGUUUGCAGAGUCGGGGGGCUUUCCAAGCGGAGAGAACGUAAGCGACUCGGCGCCAGCGACCGGGAGGGGCGAGGUGGAUCCUCAGAUGAGAGGGCAACCAAGCCAAGGGCCAGUUCCUGGUGGCGUCGCGGCGGCUUCUGGGAGUCUCUCAACUCCCGCCCUACAAGAACAAGGAGGAAGCGAGGGACGAAGAGCGAUAAGCGGAACGCCCCCUGCCGUGUCGGGAGCAGGCAGUCCUGGAAUUUCGUCGGGGAGUUCACAAUCUCCUACAUCUGGAAGCAAGGCUGUCUCUCUGUCUUCUGUCGCCAGUCCUGCAAGUGUGCCGCCCGCCCCGGCUGUGGGGUGCCCCGGUUUAUCUCGGGGGUCGUCAGGAACCCAAGGCACAGGCCCAGGAGGCGCAGAGGCUGAAACGGAGAGGAAUGGAGAGGAUUCCACGCCAGCGGAAAUGACGUCCGGAUCGUCUCCUGGGAGCCCCGAAGCGUCGCCCCCUUCUCGGCCUGGGGGCCCAUCAGCUAGCGGGGAGGAAGAGAAAUGA
Messenger RNA from Neospora caninum, 6627 nucleotides. RefSeq lists its product as hypothetical. Gene Ontology annotation, molecular function: ATP binding; calcium ion binding; protein serine/threonine kinase activity. The coding region runs from base 1 to 6627 and encodes 2208 amino acids. Gene Ontology annotation, cellular component: cytoplasm; nucleus. NCBI's taxonomy places the organism in Eukaryota, Apicomplexa, Conoidasida, Eucoccidiorida, Sarcocystidae. The record is from RefSeq and is a predicted model, not a curated record. Gene Ontology annotation, biological process: protein phosphorylation; mitotic DNA damage checkpoint signaling. The transcript is spliced from 11 exons.